AUGACUGCACACCAUUCAGAUACUGAAGCAGGUUGUGUCCAAGGAGAGCAAAGUCUGCGCAAUAUCCAGCCUUGGGCUGACAAGUGGCAAAGAGCCCGGUCCCGACUGCGAGGAGAAGCAGCCCAGGAGCUGAAGCAGUCAGGCCGGGCUGCACUGAGCGCAUCGGCUUUUGGCAAGCAGCCGACAGACACCAGCAGCCAGCGCUUGCCUGUCGCUGCCGAGAUGAGAGGAAUGCUGGAGGAAAGGCGGAGCGCUGCGAAAAGCUGCCAGAUUUGCAAAGUUCUUUCUGUUAUCGUCGUGCUGAGCUUGGUGGCUUUCAUUUCGUACCUGCUCCUCUCUCAGCUGGGAGUUUUCCCACCAAAACAGAACACAAAUCUGAUGAGGACAGCUGAGGCAUGUCUACCAGCAAGACCUCUUCAUGAUGAGCUCCCUCGUCUUAUGAACCUGGUGGGGAAAGUUCCAGAGAAGGUCGCAGUCCAUCUGGCAGCCUCCCAAAGACAACGAGGAAAGAAAGAGGUGAUCUGGCAAAGCCCAGGUGAUCUUUCGAAGGGGAUAGAGUUCAAGGCAAAUGGCCUGGUCAUCAAAAUCCCUGGGAAGUACUUUGUCUACACUCAGGUGGUCUUCUAUGGCAGUGGAUGUCGGGGUCAGGCUGUCUACCUGAGCCAUGAGCUUGCCAAGCUGUCAGCCUCCUACAGAACCAAGACCACCCUGGUCAGAGCUAUGAAGACCGUCUGCCAUACUUUCGGACAUAAGGUCUCAACCUCCCAUGGUCCUGACUCUUCAAGGGAGCCCUGGUACAAGACCAUCUACCAGGGAGCCAUCUUUGAGCUGGUGGAGGGUGAACAAGUCUUCUCCAGGGUCAGUGGCAAUGCAGUACGUUAUGUCAACACUGAAGAAGGAAUGACUUACUUUGGGCUAUUCGCUUUAUAG
Molecule: messenger RNA, 930 nt
Organism: Stegostoma tigrinum
Lineage: Eukaryota; Metazoa; Chordata; Chondrichthyes; Orectolobiformes; Stegostomatidae
Product: tumor necrosis factor-like
Exons: 5
Coding region: 1-930 (309 amino acids)
Biological process (GO): immune response
Cellular component (GO): membrane
Molecular function (GO): tumor necrosis factor receptor binding
Source: RefSeq, a predicted model, not a curated record